AUGGCAGAUCAACCAGCAGCUCGCACUUUGCGCGAUUAUUUAACGCCAGAAAGAGGUCCACAUGUCUCCCCCAUAACCAUUCCUACUUGCACUGCCGCCAAUGCGUUUGCUUUCAAGCCAGAGUACCAUCGGGUUAUCCCAGAGUUUCGGGGGCGUGAAUUGGAGGAUCCUUAUGCCCACAUUCGGGAAUUCGAAACUAUCGUUAGCACCUUUGUGACCGGGCCGGGUCAGCUAGAUCAAGCUCGCCUGAAGCUAUUUCCCUUUUCGCUCAAGGACAAGGCUAAGCAGUGGUUCCAUUCUUUGAAGCCCCACUCCUUGCUCACAUGGGGGGAAGUGCAAGAUGUGUUCACCACCAAGUUCUUCCCGGAUUUGCUUGCAGCUGUCCUACACCACAAUUUUCCCAUGUAUCUUGUGAUCAACUAUUUCUAUUUGGGUUCUGAUCGAGAGUCUAAGCAGCUUUUGGAUACUAUGGGGAGUGGUGACUUUAUGGGAAAGGACCCCGACGCCGCUUGGGAAUUCUUAGAUGCUUUGGCCGAAAGAGCUCAAACUUGGCAAUACAUUGAUCCGGGUGACCAAGCUAUGAGAAAUCAAGGACCGGGAGGUUCCGGUAAGUUUUCAGUGAAUGAGCAGAACGGUCUUGAGACGCGGUUGGAUGAGCUAUCGUUAAAGUUGGACAGAAUGAAGCUAGAUUCGGUCCAAGCAAAAGAAGUGAAAGAAGCGACAGAAGUGAAAGAGGUGAAAGAGGUUCGCCAAGUGGAAGAAGUUUGUGUCAUUUGCGAGACCACGGGUCAUUCGACCGACAACUGUCAUACCAUCCCCACCCUUCGACAACACUAUAAUCAACUCCCUGAAGAAAAUGAGGCCGGCUCGUCAACUUCUCAAGGUCCUCCUCCUUCUCAGAAUCAAACAUGGCGCCAAUCUCAGUUUCAGGGUCAGCCACGUUUUCCUCCGGCACAAUCUCAAGGCCCGCCAGGAUUCAUACCACCGAGCCAAUUCCAAGGGCAAAAUCAAUUUCAGCAGCAACCAGCCCCACCUCCACGACGUUCUCUGGAGGAUACUCUGAAUGCAUUCUGUCAAAUGCAAACGACCACUAAUGAGCAAACUACCCAAGCGAUGAACGACAUAAGGAAUCAAGUGGGUAAAUUAACAAUGGCUAUCGGUGUUUUGCAACAAGAGAAAGGAAAACUACCUACCCAACCUCAACCAAACCCUCAAGGCCAACAUUUUGCACAAGACUCUUCGGUGACUUUCCCCGAGCAAGCAAAGGCCAUAAUAUCGUUGAGAAGUGGGAAGACGGUUGAUAAUGCUCAAGUGGAGCCGCCGGUUGUGCAAACCUUGUUACCUUUUCCGGCACUAUUGAAGCCCAUAGUGCCAAAUGGGGAAUCUCCCAAACCGGUUCUAAAGAAGAAGAAAAGGGAAAAGCCAAAGAAGUCGAGUGAUAUCUAUGAAGUUCUUAAGAAAGUGACGGUUAACCUUCCUUUGCUUGACGCUAUUAAACAGAUUCCAUCAUACGCCAAAUUUUUGAAGGAGUUGUGCACUCACAAACGGCAACUCCAAGUGCAGAAGAAGGUGUUCUUGACUGAACAAGUGAGCUCACUCUUCCAGUCAACCCUUCCGCCCAAGUAUAAUGAUCCGGGCUGUCCUACGAUAUCCAUCACCAUCGGGGGUAAGGUUUGUGAAAAGGCUCUUCUCGAUUUGGGGCAAGUGUAA
Messenger RNA from Rhododendron vialii, 1710 nucleotides. RefSeq lists its product as uncharacterized. The record is from RefSeq and is a predicted model, not a curated record. Bases 1 to 1710 code for a protein of 569 amino acids. The transcript is spliced from 4 exons. Lineage: Eukaryota; Viridiplantae; Streptophyta; Magnoliopsida; Ericales; Ericaceae.